Anguilla rostrata (American eel) is the source of this 2176-nucleotide messenger RNA. Its product is annotated as F-actin-capping protein subunit beta. Gene Ontology annotation, molecular function: actin filament binding. The record is from RefSeq and is a predicted model, not a curated record. Lineage: Eukaryota; Metazoa; Chordata; Actinopteri; Anguilliformes; Anguillidae. The coding region runs from base 201 to 1034 and encodes 277 amino acids. Gene Ontology annotation, biological process: negative regulation of filopodium assembly; cell morphogenesis; barbed-end actin filament capping. Gene Ontology annotation, cellular component: cytoplasm; F-actin capping protein complex. The transcript has 10 exons.
CCCUCUUCAUGCCCCCGGUUGAGGAAGUGAAUUCGCUGACAGGGCUGGGCUCGGACGCACAGGCGAAGGAAAACAGCAGCUCGUCGGAAGGGGCGAAAUAAUAACAAAACGAAGAGGGCCGGUGCAAAAUCAGCGACACAAAAGCUAAACAAAGCGCCAGAAUUCAUUCACUUCCGAGAGCGACACCGAGAGCUGCAGACAUGAAUGACCAGCAGUUGGACUGUGCCCUGGACUUGAUGAGGCGUCUGCCGCCACAGCAGAUUGAGAAGAAUCUCAGUGACCUCAUCGACCUGGUGCCCUCCCUGUGUGAAGACCUGCUGUCCUCUGUGGACCAGCCGCUGAAGAUCGCUCGUGACAAAGUGGUGGGCAAGGACUAUUUGCUCUGCGACUACAACCGUGAUGGAGAUUCCUACAGGUCCCCCUGGAGUAAUAAGUACGAGCCGCCAAUUGACGAUGGCGCGAUGCCGUCCGCGCGACUGCGCAAGCUAGAGGUGGAGGCCAACAACGCCUUCGACCAGUACAGAGACCUGUACUUUGAGGGGGGCGUGUCUUCCGUGUACCUGUGGGACCUGGAUCACGGCUUUGCGGGGGUCAUCCUGAUCAAAAAGGCCGGGGACGGCUCCAAGAAGAUCAAAGGCUGCUGGGACUCCAUCCACGUGGUGGAGGUGCAGGAGAAGUCCAGCGGGCGAACGGCGCACUACAAGCUCACCUCUACUGUGAUGCUGUGGCUCCAGACGACCAAGACGGGGUCUGGCACCAUGAACCUGGGGGGCAGCCUUACCCGACAGAUGGAGAAAGAUGAGACGGUGGGAGAAUCCUCCCCUCACAUCGCCAACAUUGGCCGCCUGGUGGAGGAUAUGGAGAAUAAGAUUCGCUCCACCCUAAAUGAGAUCUACUUUGGGAAGACCAAGGACAUUGUUAAUGGACUGAGAUCUAUUGACUCUUUGCCCGAUAAUCAAAAGUACCGGCAGCUCCAGAAGGAGCUGUCUCAGGUCCUCACCCAGCGGCAGAUCUACAUUGAGGCCGACGAGUAGGGCUGGAGGAGCGUUCAGACAAUGGCUGACAAGUCGAAGCAGGAAGCCCUGAAGAAUGACCUAAUGGAGGCACUCAAACGCAAGCAGCAGAGUUAGAUGCUCUCUGUCUCUCUCUCUUUGUCUCUCUCUCUCUCUCUCCUUCUCCUCCUUUCUGCAUCUUUCUUCCAUUUCACUCCUCACAUCUGUGUCCCUUUCUGUUUCUGUCUCACUCACUCGCUCCAUCACUCCCUUUUUCUCUGUCUCUCUGUCUCAGUGCUGCACACUCUGUUCGUCGGUCUGAAAUCAAAAGAAAAGGCAUUUCAUUUUCCAGAUUGUUCCCUUUCUCUCUCUCCUGGAAGCAUCUCACCUUCGAAAAAAAAAUCUUCGACAUCCACUCUCCAUGUUGUUACUGUUAUGAAUAUUAGUGUUAUGAUUGUUAAUUAUGAUAUACAUUUUGACAACAAUGUUGAUAACCCCUGAAGCUCUUUCACUGUUGGCUUUUCACAAGGGCACGUUACAAAAGAACCACCCCUCUGCCCUACACCCUACCUCUUUUUCAAGGUUAAGCGGAAGGGGAAUGCAAUCAAAAUGGCUGACUAAAGCAAGGGCUGGGUGGGGGAUUGUGCUGAUAAGUACUGGUUAUCAUUUUCAGCAACUAUUUAUUUUCUAUUCUUAUAUUGAUUAUAUAUAUAUUGUAAUAUUGGUGUUAUCUCUGUCCCCCUCCCCCCCAUCUCCCUGUAAUAAAUAUAUUUGUUACUCUUCUGUAAAGAGGUUGGGGAGGCAUUCACUGGCUUUUUAUUGAUGCUAUUGCUAUUACUCUUAUUAUCAUCAUAAUUGUUUUGAUUGGGCAGCGGUUGGUGCUGUGUCCCUCUGUCGUUUUACGUCAAGGCUUAAGGAAGGGGGGCAGACAUGGAGACGGGAAGAUGGGAGAAUGAAUGAACAGAUUUGUUUAUUACCUUGUCGUUUCUCAUCCCUCUCUCCCUUUUCUGUUUUUUUUUUGGGGUCGUGGAUUCUGUUUCUGUCUUGCAGGAAGCUUUUUGUUUGUUAUUAUUUUGGUUAUAUUUUUAAGUUGUUUGUUCUUUUUUUUUUUUUUUUUUGUAAAGCUUACAGUUCAUGUUGUAUUAGAGCCUCCAGCACGAUUAAAACUUAUAAGGUGGUCAAUA